UACGUAGUUUUCUUUGAGAGGGUUACAUCCUGAGAUCACUCCAAGCAUGCCGGCCGCCGAGUGGAAAUAUGAAUUGGUAGAAUUACCCAAUGACGUACUUAUUGUAAAUCCCUUCAGGUAUUUAAUAAUGGGUCACAAUUUCUUUUAAUAAGCAGGACGUUGCAACAACCUGCAAACUCCAGGUGACCCACCGUCUGAUUCCCCGGCAACUAGCAGGCAUAAUGCGCGCGCACUCGUCUGCCCGGCUCCCAACCCUUCCCGGCGCGCGCCCCGACGUCGAGCCACGUGACUCGACGGGGUCGGGCGGGACCUGGGCCGGCUCCGCAGCGCCGCGCAGGCGCCACAGGGUCGCGCCGAGCUGAGCCCCUCCUGCUCCCUGUAGGACUCAAAAUGGCGGCGAGGGAAACCUGGAGCAGUCCCGGAGCCUGAGCCACUGACAGGAGAGAGGGCGGCGGUGGCAGCGGCAGGAAGAGGAUGGCUGCGGGUGCUGGCGCCAGUGCGGACGGCGGUGCUGGUGGCGGCGGCGGCGGCGGCGGGGGUGACGGCAGCUGUCCCAGCAGCAGCGGCAGGAGGAGCCUCCGGGAAAUGGAUGAAAAGAGGCUGCUGGAUCCAGGAUUGAAGGUUCAUAAAGGCCUCUGGGAUCACACUCUGAAGCAGCAGAUCGAAUGCCUGAGUGACUGAAGAAAAUGGGUGCUAAUGCAUCUAACUAUCCUCAUUCAUGUUCCCCGAGGGUAGGGGGAAAUUCACAAGCCCAGCAAACUUUUAUAGGGACAUCAUCUUAUUCUCAGCAAGGCUAUGGUUGUGAGUCAAAAUUGUAUAGCCUUGACCAUGGCCAGGAGAAACCACAAGACAAAAAAAAGAGAACCUCUGGCCUUGCUACCCUCAAAAAGAAAUUUAUUAAGCGUCGAAAAUCUAAUAGGUCUGCCGAUCAUGCCAAGCAGAUGUGAGAACUCCUCUCUGGAUGGGAUGUUAGAGAUGUCAAUGCAUUAGUAGAGGAAUAUGAGGGAACUUCAGCCUUAAAGGAGCUUUCUCUGCAAGCCAGUUUGGCUAGACCAGAAGCCCGGACAUUGCAGAAAGAUAUGGCUGAUCUUUAUGAGUAUAAGUAUUGUACUGAUGUAGACUUAAUAUUUCAAGAAACUUGUUUUCCUGUUCAUCGUGCCCUUUUGGCAGCAAGGUGUCCAUUUUUUAAAACACUGCUUGCUUCCUCGCCAGAGUAUGGGGCAGAGAUAAUAAUGGACAUCAAUACAGCUGGUAUUGAUAUGCCCAUGUUUUCUGCUUUGUUACACUACCUUUAUACAGGAGAGUUUGGAAUGGAGGACUCAAGGUUUCAAAAUGUCGACAUCCUUGUUCAACUUAGUGAAGAAUUUGGAACACCAAACUCCCUUGAUGUAGAUAUGUGUGGACUCUUUGAUUACAUGUGUUAUUAUGAUGUUGUCCUUAGUUUUUCUUCAGACUCUGAACUGGUUGAAGCUUUUGGGGGAAGUCAGAACUGUUUAGAUGAAGAGCUGAAAGCCCACAAGGCUAUUAUUUCUGCACGGUCUCCAUUUUUUCAAAAUUUAUUACAAAGGAGGAUACGGACUGGUGAAGAAAUCACAGACCGAACUUUGAGGACUCCCACAAGAAUUAUAUUAGGUGAGUCCAUUAUACCAAAAAAAUAUGCAAAGGUGAUACUACACUGUAUGUAUACUGACAUGGUAGACCUCUCCGUUUUACACUGUAGCCCCUCUGUGGGGAGUCUCAGUGAAGCUCAGGCUCUCAUUGCAGGGAAGCCAAACAUGACCAGGGCAGAAGAAGCCAUGGAACUUUACCACAUAGCACUGUUCUUGGAAUUUAACAUGCUUGCACAAGGCUGUGAGGAUAUCAUUGCAGAGAGCAUCUCAUUAGAUACCUUAAUUGCCAUCCUCAAGUGGAGCUCUCAUCCAUAUGGCUCUAAGUGGGUGCACCGGCAAGCUUUGCAUUUCCUCUGUGAGGAAUUGUCCCAGGUCAUGACUUCGGAUGUUUUUUAUGAACUCAGCAAAGAUCAUCUGCUUACUGCUAUCCAGUCUGACUACCUACUGGCAAGUGAACAAGAUAUCCUUAAAUAUCUAAUUAAAUAGGGAGAGCAUCAGUUGAUGAAAAGAAUAGCAGACAGAGAGCCAAACUUACUGAGUGGAACUGCACAUAGUGUGAACAAAAGAGGAGUGAAAAGACGAGACCUGGACAUUGAAGAGCUAAGAGAGAUCCUUUCUUCACUCUUACCUUUUGUGCGAAUUGAACACAUCUUACCUAUAAACAGUGAAGUCUUAAGUGAUGCAAUGAAAAGAGGUUUAAUUAGUACUCCCUCAUCAGAUAUGCUUCCUACAACAGAAGGUGGAAAGUCAAAUGCCUGGUUACGGCAAAAAAAUGCUGGUAUAUAUGUUCGACCUCGGCUGUUCUCCCCUUAUGUGGAAGAAGCAAAGUCAGUGCUAGACGAGAUGAUGGUGGAACAAACAGACCUCGUGCGCUUGCGAAUGGUUAGAAUGUCCAACGUGCCAGACACGCUUUACAUGGUCGGCAAUGCUGUGCCACAGUGUUGCCACAUGAUCAGCCACCAGCAGAUCAGCACUAACCAGUCAAGCCCUCCUUCAGUUGUAGCCAAUGAAAUUCCAGUUCCUCGUCUCCUCAUCAUGAAGGACAUGGUCAGACGCCUACAGGAGCUACGACACACUGAGCAGGUGCAGAGAGCCUAUGCACUGAACUGUGGGGAAGGUGCCACUGUCAGCUAUGAGAUCCAGAUUCGAGUGCUGAGGGAGUUUGGGCUUGCAGAUGCCGCUGCAGAGCUUUUGCAGAACCCUCACAAAUUCUUUCCUGAUGAACGUUUUGGGGAUGAAAGUCCACUCCUGACAAUGAGACAGCCUGGAAGAUGUUGCACUAACAGUACCCCUACUGCAGAAACCACGUUUACAGACCUGGACUCUUUUGUGGCCUUCCAUCCAUCCUUGCCCCCACCAGCCCCUCCAUACCACCCUCCAGCCACCCCAAUCCAUAACCAACUCAAAGCAGGCUGGAAACAAAGACCUCCUAGUCAGCACCCUUCACGUUCAUUUUCUUACCCCUGUAAUCAUUCGCUGUUUCACUCCAGAACAGCACCCAAAGCUGGCCCUCCCCCAGUCUAUUUGCCAAGUAUUAAAGCAGCGCCACCUGAUUGUACCACCACCGCAGGACUGGGGAGACAGACAGUUGCCACCGCUGCUGCAGCCGCUGCUGCCUCAGUAGCAGUAGCCUCUGAGAAACAAAUGUGUACACAGCCUGUGCUGAAUGAUCUGAUGCCAGAUAUCGAUGGGGUAUCCACACUGUCACUCAAGGACAGGAGGCUUCCAGAACUUGCUGCAGACACAGAAAUAAGCCAGCCAGUUUCUGAAGCAGGAACAGGGCCUCCCCAGCAUCUCUCAUGUAUUCCACAGAGACAUACACAUACUUCUCAGAAAAAACAUACACUAGAGCAAAAAACAGAUGCUAGAGAAAGUCAGCAGGAAUACCCAGAUUUCUAUGACUUCUCAAAUGCUGCUUGCAGACCUUCUACUCCUGCUCCUGGCAGACGCACCCCUUCCCCUUCACACAGUGGAUAUUUUGGUCCCGAUUUGUAUAGCCACAAUAAGGCAUCACCAAGUGGCUUAAAGUCAGCCUGCCAACCUAGUCAGACCUCUCCUAAAAAACAGGAAGAAGUGAGGAGAGAAUAUCCACUUUCCUCUGAUGGGCAUCCACACAGACAGAAGAGUGAGCUGAUUCGUCUGGAUGUCGUUGAGCAACCUCCCCCACGGUCAGACUUUCCUUUAGCAGCCCCAGAAAAUGCUGGUAAUGAUCCAGCCCAUGUCAGGGGAUGAACCGGAGUAGAAACUGACUUGACUUUUGGGCUGACUCCUACCAGACCAUCUUCACAUUCUGCAUGUAGCUCCGAAGCUCCAGAAGAGCGAUCCAGUAGAAGACUGGCUGACAGUGAGUCCCUGGGUCUUGGAGCUCAAAGAAGCACAGAUCUGGAAAGGGAAGAUUCCAUAAGCAGAGGAAGGAGGUCUCCGAGCAAGCCAGACUUCCUCUACAAAAAGUCUGCCCUCUGAGAGCAACCUCCAAGUUGUCUGUGCCUGAGAUGUGAAACAUCCCAUUUAUGGGCUGGGGAUUUAGCUCAGUGGUUCUACCGCCUACCUCGCAAGUGCAAGGACCCAAGUUCAAUCCCCAAUACCACAAAAAAAAAAAAAAAAAAAGGUGAGAUUCCAUUUAUGAUGUAACCCAACAACUUACGGACCAGUUUAUUGAUGCCAGCUCAUUUUCACAUUAUUUUAUUCUGGUUUUCAUGUGUAUAUAUGUUUAUUACACAUGGCAUGCUAAGAGGGUUAUUUUGAAUGCUGCAUAUGUCUGUUUUAUAUUUGAACCAUUGUGUAGGAAACCAUUUUAAAGAGCAAGCAAGCUGGCACUUUUUUUCCCCCUCUUUAUAAAUGAUGGAAAUUUUUUGCACUUGUACAUUUAUUUUAUCUGUAUUGAUUUUAUAGCAGUAUGUUCAACUUUAUUGCCACAUUUAAAAGACUGUAUUUUCAUACUUUUUUGCAUUUUACCUUUCAUCUACCAAUUUCCAUGUGCAUUGAAUUGCACACCAAGAUGUAUUUUCUUAUGAAAUAGUUCUGUGUUUAUUUUUUAAUUAUAGAAAUUCCAAAGAACAGCACAUCAAAAUGCUCCUCUCUUUUCAGUAAUUGCUUUAGUUCAGAAAUCUUCCUGCUCAGUCUCCAUACAUCUAAUGUCGUUCUUUAGUAAGUCUUAGGAGCUGGUCUUCAUUCCCCCAGUGAGAGUCCGUCCCAGGUCCUGAAGUUUUCACGUCAGUAAGAACAGGAAGCAGAAAAGCCUUUGGUGCCCAAGCUAAGGCUGUCACUUUGUUCACAGUGUGGACGCUGUCAGGACCCCUGCAGCAUUCUGGUCAUACAGAUUAGAAUAUUGUGAAUUUGCUCACUUGAUGAGGUUCUGAGGAAAUUGUAUCCCUUGGAAUGAGAAAGCAGCAGAAAUCUGACAGGAUUUCUGGCGCUCAGUGUGACUCUCGGCUGCCUUGGGUGAAAUGACUGCCUGCUGCCUUCAGUUGUCUUGCUUUCUAUGGGGAAAAAAACAAAAACAAAAACAACACAAGGGCUUCGGUCUUAUGGAUGUUAUUUGGUAUUUGUAAGCAUAUGUUUCCUUUUAAAUGUUUUUCAAAGGAUGUAUCAAUUUUGGUGUCCUAUAAAAAGUAUAAUACAUAAUGCUUUUUCACCAAAAAACAAAAUAGAAAAAGAAAGAAAUUUGUUUUCAGCUGAACACUACAUGUCCUACUUGAGCUUCACUAGGGAUGCUGGUUUGGCAUUUACUGAACCACACUGAGCACAUGGGGUCUUUCUGAUCCUCUCCCUUGGAAGGGCAAGGUAUGAGCUAAGGACUGUUUUUUUCUUACUCUCCUAUGUAAAUAUGUUAGUAUUUGAGUUUUUAAAUCACUUAAACAUUAUUUGAGCAUUCACUUUGUAUUUUUACAAACAUACAGCCGUAGCACUUAGAAGAAAAGAGACUUCCUAAACAUUCCCUCAUAGGAAGGAUAUUUGGAAACCUCUUUUCAAGAUAUAUAUAUAUUUCACAGAUAUGUCACAGAUAUAGAUAGAUAUAUAUAUAUAUAUAUAUAUAUAUAUAUAUCACUAUGAAUCACUCACACUCUAAAACUAUGCAGGGCUAGGGAGCCUUUACAAGCUACCAUAUAAAUGAAUUACAUGCACUUUGAAGUAAAUAGAUUUCUAUUGGGUGUCAACAACUCUGAUUUCUCCCAAAACUGUAGAUUCUCUUAUGGUCUUUUCCUACUUUACCCUGUGGAUAUACACUCAGGAAUAAUCUGACGUUUUUAAAAAUCCUAAUAGUAGAUAAUCUCAAAGAUGGGAAGCAAGUCGGUCUAUGUGUACACACCGCAGACUGCCGCCACUUGUUCUGCUGCCUGACUAGUUAGCUGCUACUAGUGCAUUCACUGACCUUGGUGAUGUUGCAUACUAAGCUCCAUUCAUUUGCUGUGAGAUCAGCUCAUACCGCCUUUAUGGCUCCUUUUUUAAAGACGGAAAAACACAGGACUCUGUCCUCAUUUUUUAAUUUUGGCUCUUCUAGUAGAUGAUGGUAUGUUUUAAAGUCUAAUCUCUUCUUCAGAAACAAAAGUUAAUUCUAUGCUAUUCCUUACUAUGGGGUUAUAUACAUGUGUGGACAUGAAUUAUAUUUUUUUGUAUUAAAUUCUUUUAUUGGUACAUUGUAGGUGUACAACACAAUUACGUUUCUCAUUGGGAAUUGUACCUUUACAUAAUGCAUCUUGGUUCUUAUUUUUGGACAUGAAUUAUUUUAUAUUUCUCUUCUGAAUCAGACUGUUCUGUGUUGAUGCUGACGAUGAGAAUGAGUGGACCUAAUUUGGGUGUUAAAAAAAGCUUUCUCAUCUCUAACCUGUUUCUUUUUUGCUGUUUUCCCCCACGUUAGACCAAUGUUACUGAUCCCACACAUAUUUUUAAAUUCAUUAAAUAUUUUUAUAUCCCCAAAAUGUAAUUGUAAAAAUUAGUGAUCAUUGUUCAUACUAUUAUUUAAUUUAUGAAAUUUGCUUUUCAUAGCUUAGUUUACCAGGCUAAAUUAUGUGUAUAGAGGGAACUCUUGCUUUAAUCUGUGGGAUUGUGGAUUAAUGUGACUUGCAGAAGAUAGACAGAUGUGAUCUUUAUGUAUGUUAGGUUAGGUGUUGGUGGACUUUUAAUAUAUCUUGUGAAGUUUGGUUAAUAGGGUAGGUUGAAUAGCUAUGUGCCUCUAGCUUUUGAACCCAUCUAUUAAAUCUUUCAGUGCUGUACUAAGAUAAAUGUGAAGUCUGAGUAAGGUUGCUCUCAGAAAAAAAAUAUGUAUAAUAUGAAACUUAGGACACAGGAACUGGCACUUCACUUGGUGUAGAAAUGUAAUGAGAACCAAAUCACAAAAAUACCAGAUCUCCUUUUGAGGCCAUGGACAAUCGGGCCAUUUGGACAAUCACCACUUCCACUGCCUCCUGUAUGUUGAGGUUAGAGAACCACCAGUAAGAUGCUAGUGCAGAGGAGGAGAGUUAGAUUUCUUUAAGAGGCUGUUGGUCCUUUUCUUAUGUAAUUGUUUGUUUUGUGAUUUUGAAAAAUAAUUGAAGUUCAAAGUCACCUGCGACUCCUAAGGGAAACAGCAACAGCAUGAAAGGCCGAAGUCAUUCGCACACCCAUUCCCACAUGUCCCCCCUUUAGCUUUAUUUCUAGGCAAGUGUUCCUGGACCUGAGCUAGCCUGUCAUUUUAAUAACCUGCUAGCUUCUAAGGGUUUUUGCAGAGUUCUUCAUAUUUAUCUUUUUCUAAAACUAUGAAAUUAAUUCUUCUUUUUACUUCCUCAAAAACUGGGGUUUUUUGGUGCUGCCGCCUCCUAGCAAGUGCAACGUCCUGGGUUCAAUCCCCAAUACCAAAAAACAAACAAACCAAAAAAAAAACUGGUUUUUCAUUUUUGGGUUUUUGGGUUUUUGGUUUUUUUACACUUGUCGUCCUUUAUUGAGUUUCCGUUUGAUAGGUGGUUCAGGCUCUAGCAGCAGGCACAAUCUUGUACAUUUGAACAAAGUUGAUCCUGCUGAAGGGGAAGGGGAAAGGAGGGUGCAGCUCCCCAGCCUGGGGCUCCCAGCUGGCCUCAGGCCGAAUUCUCUGGAGUGAAAGCAUCAGUACUCCCCAGUAACUAACCAGCAAGACAGAGCUUUUCUUUUCUCUUCUUUUUCCCUAAAGACAGGCUGGUUACUGGUGCCCUGAGGCUGAGAUAAGUCAGUCAGUCCGCUGUGUGGCUCCUGGAAUGCCAGGCUCCGGUCCUGUUCCGAGGCUCAUAAUACUACUCUCAGCCCUUCAGGAAUCCUUGCAUCUAAUAUUCUCCUCUUGAUGGGCAGCUUUGCCAGGGCAGCAUUGAUAUCAUAUUCAGGAAUCCUUGACAAUUGUUCUUUUGUUGAUUUGUAAUCCCUAAAUACUGGGUCCACUUUUACCCAUAUUUGCUACUUUGCAGAGAUUUGGAAAAUUGGUGCGAUUAAUCAUGCCCUUCUAGCUGUAAGGCCUUAAGGUACAAGAACAUGCUUGGGUCAUGUUUCUCUACCAAGUCAGCUUUGAUCUCUAAGAAUUUCUUUAUUUCCUGACCAGCACCAGGUAGGAAGCUCACACGAGAGAGACUUUCAUAGUCAUAUAUAAGGUUGCCAUUAACUUAACCUGAGAGAUGAAGGCAUGGCUGGUGGGUUGUACAGUGGGUUGAUCCCCCCUAGUUUAAGAAGAUUUGCAAGUAAUAUUCACAUCCAGUCCUCUUCCUGCCAGCCGCUGUGAGGCUUUCUCUCAGGUCCAGACAUGUGUCAAGGUCUGCUGCAAGUGUGGUUAUGCCCAGCCUGACAGCAGCAAACAGCAUUAAACCAUUUUCUUAUUUGCUCAAAGAGGUUCUGCUAUGGCUUUUGAAGUGGUAGACAGGAGCAAGGGCGCAAUUAACAGUGUUCUGUGGGUCAUUUCUGGCUUUGAUCCCAGGAACAGCCCUCAAGGGCGUGGAUUCCUUGCUCAUUUGGAAGUCCUCUAUGCGGUGAUAUAAAGUCUUUGAUUCCUGUUAAUACAUCAUACAGUUGUGGAAAGACUCUGAGAAGGGUCUUGAGGACUGCUGGUGUUCUUGGAUGCUCUUGGCAGGAUUGGCCAUCACUGUAGCCACUUCUAAGACCGCGUGGUCAGGAGAAGGAAGGGUAACCGAUUAACUGUCUGUACCACCUAGUUCUAAUGUAAGAGACAUGGUGUCACAGAUAGAUAUUUUCAUAGUGUUGAAUUUGCUUUUUAGGGAAAAACAUGUCUCAUGAAAUACUUGUAAGAUAGCUGUUUUACAAUUAUAAGGCAUUCUUUUUAUCUUUGGACUGAAUUCAAAGGGAAAUGCUUCUUUGACUUCAAGUAUUCAGUUGACCUUCAGCUCUCAUAGUCACUAUUAAAGCUGCAGUGAUGGGUGCUAUUCCCGGGUCUGCAAUGGUUCACUUUGUCUACUACGUGGUUUACUUUCAAACCUCAUUACAGGUAAUCUUACUGAAAGAGUUACUGUGCACACCGCUGGAAGGUAUUUUACUGUUUUCCAUUAACACUUGUAUGAAUGUUUUAUGAAAUGUUAUCUUUUUGUCUUAUCAGUUUCAAUAGCUGUCAUAUAGUUAUUAUCUGGCCAAGCGUUUUGAUUUUUUUUCUGUAGAAAAUCCUCAUACUAUGUAACAAUCUUUCAUAUUCUGAAUAUUAUAAUGUGCGGCUGUUUUCAUAGAAAGUUACUUGGAAUUGUGUGUCUUGAAAAUAGCCUCUGGUGUUUGUGUGUGUGUGUGGGUUCUGUCUGAGAUCAGAUAAACUCUGGAAGCUUCCCUUGGCUACCUGCCCGUGACCAUGUACCUAGGUUGCCUGGGCAGGCUGUGUGGAAUCCUCCUCUUAGGUGGGAUGGCGAAAAGCUGAAGGUUCCUGAACUCCACUUGCUGUGUAUGUGGCACAUCUGUACUUGAGAGAUGUCAGACCUUCUACACCACUGCGUUUCUUGUGGUUGUGCUGUUACUGGUAUAAAGUUAAGUGCCUUCAAUGCUAAAGGCUCAGAAAUUUUUCUUAAACUGAUUUCAUGUCCUAUGCAAGUGUUUUCUACAACCUGCAUAACCAGUACUUUGUAAAACUUGUUUACGCUUCAAUUGUACAUAGUGUUUUUUAAAGAAAUAUAUAGUAUUUUUAUUUAGGUACCUCCAAACUUGAAUUCGUCUGUGUGAAGCAUUGUAAAACGAUACAUUUCUCUUUCGAGUACCAUUACAGUUGUACAGAGGUUUUCACUGGUUCUAUUUUUCUACUGUUACUGAUAAGCAUGUAACACUGACUUUAUCCUACAUAUAGUUGGCAUUUCAAAUAAAUGGCUUGUAUAGAA
Messenger RNA from Heterocephalus glaber (naked mole-rat), 9910 nucleotides. It is a transcript of the gene Btbd7, whose product is annotated as BTB domain containing 7. NCBI's taxonomy places the organism in Eukaryota, Metazoa, Chordata, Mammalia, Rodentia, Bathyergidae. Gene Ontology annotation, biological process: morphogenesis of a branching epithelium; regulation of branching involved in salivary gland morphogenesis. Gene Ontology annotation, molecular function: protein binding. The record is from RefSeq and is a predicted model, not a curated record.